Molecule: messenger RNA, 1134 nt
Organism: Loxodonta africana (African savanna elephant)
Lineage: Eukaryota; Metazoa; Chordata; Mammalia; Proboscidea; Elephantidae
Gene: MGARP
Product: mitochondria localized glutamic acid rich protein
Exons: 4
Coding region: 1-726 (241 amino acids)
Biological process (GO): anterograde axonal transport
Cellular component (GO): mitochondrial outer membrane; mitochondrion
Source: RefSeq, a predicted model, not a curated record
AUGUAUCUACGCAGGGUGGUCUCCAAGACCCUGGCGCUGCCUCUGCGGGCGCCCCCCGGCUCCACGCCCUUCCGGAAGGACGCAUCUCUUCACCGGCUGUCAUCUAACAAACUUCCUGGAUCAUCUGGCUCAAAUCUGAUGUAUUAUCUGGUUGUAGGUGUCACAGUCAGUGCUGGUGGAUAUUAUACUUACAAGGCAGUCAGAUCAGAGCAAGCCAGACACACGGAACAUAUGACAAAUUUGAAAGAAAACAACAAAGCAGAGUUAUAUUCACUUCAAGGUGAAGAAGAGAAUGUAGUGGAAGCAGAGAGAGCCAGCGCGGAAGCCCCUGAGGUGUCUGUAGUGGAAGCCGAGGUGGUUGGUACUGAAGAAGUUCCCAGUGCUGCGGCCGCAGUCACAGAAGAGGGUUCAGCCUGUCCGGAAGGUGUGGUCGCUGCUCGGGUGGGGAAGGCAGCAGUUGGUGCUGAAACUGGGCUAGAAGGUGCAGAUGCACCCCCAGGUGAAACCACAGAAGUCGGUACAGAAACGACCCGAGGGCUUACGGAGGCAGCUCCGCGUGAGGCUGCUGCCCACAGUCAUGACGAAGAUGUAACGGCGAAGGAAAGCUCUGGCGGACACGCCGAACGAGAAGAAGGGACUUCCGCAGCCGAAUCAGAACCCCCUGCUGGGGGUGUUUCACAGCAAGAAGCCAGUGCUGGUUCCGAGGCCGUCGAAGCUCAGGGCUGAUCUCACGCUGUAGACGUUUCAGCAGACGUGCCACAGAGUGUCGGAGAGGUGCUUUCGUAUUUUUGGAAAUCUUAGUUUUUAACGGGGCUUCUUUUCUUGAAAACCUUAACAUACCUUCAAGAUUUUUGGUAUCUACUGAUAGAUUUUAGGAUUGAGAGAUUUGAGAUUUUACAUGUUUUAAGAGUUUUAUACUCUCCGAAAUAAGAAUAUAAAAUUACAGUAAUGAGCUUAAAUGGUUUCACUUUUUAAUUUAAAUCUUGUAGGAACUGAACUAUCCACGUAACUCCUAUUCACUUUACUUUUGCUAUAUCUUUACCUUUAUUAUGUAGAUCUGGAUUAUUGGAUUUUGAUUCGAACUCAUUUAAAUAAAAUUGAAAAAUCUUCAGUGCUUCUACUUUUAUUCACUAA